Messenger RNA from Nilaparvata lugens (brown planthopper), 312 nucleotides. Its product is annotated as venom protein 302. The transcript has a single exon. Gene Ontology annotation, molecular function: insulin-like growth factor binding. The coding region runs from base 1 to 312 and encodes 103 amino acids. Gene Ontology annotation, cellular component: extracellular region. Lineage: Eukaryota; Metazoa; Arthropoda; Insecta; Hemiptera; Delphacidae. The record is from RefSeq and is a predicted model, not a curated record. Gene Ontology annotation, biological process: regulation of cell growth; regulation of signal transduction.
AUGUGUGCCGUGACGACCGCAACUAGUUGCCUCCGUUGGCCUCUGCUGCUGCUGCUGGUCCUAUUCCCGGGCUCGUUCUGCUUCUCGUGCGUAUGCUCGCCGUCGGAGUGCGAGGAGGUGCGAGACUCGGAGUGUCCCCCGGGUGCCGGCACCGUCUGGGACUCGUGCGGCUGUUGUCGCGUAUGUGCACGCACCGAAGGCGAGCCGUGCGGCGGACCGUACGGCUUCUACGGCGCAUGCGCCGCUGGCCUCGAGUGUGUCGUCACCGACCUGCAGUCCGAUAACGCCGAGGGAGUGUGUACCAGUGAGUAA